This is a messenger RNA of Thyridium curvatum, 702 nucleotides long. RefSeq lists its product as uncharacterized. The record is from RefSeq and is a predicted model, not a curated record. NCBI's taxonomy places the organism in Eukaryota, Fungi, Ascomycota, Sordariomycetes, Thyridiales, Thyridiaceae. The transcript is spliced from 2 exons. Bases 1 to 702 code for a protein of 233 amino acids.
AUGAAGGCCACCGUCGUCCUCUCCCUCGCCAGCCUGGCCUUCGGCCACGUGCUUGAGAACCGUGCUUGCCCCGGCAACAACUGCAACCGCCAGGUCACCGGUACCCGUGCUGGUCUCCCGGCCUUGACUGCCCGCUCGGCCGACUGCUCUGCCUUCCUGGCUAAGACCGUCACCCCGACCACCACCCGUACCCGUACCUCCACUGUCUACACUCAAGUCCCCUCUGACGGUGGCUGCGUCCCCGAGGUCACUGCCCGUGCCGUCGAGGCCCGCCAGGCCACCUCGGCCUCCACCUCGGUGAUCCCCACCUACGCCGCCGCGUGCAAGGAUGCCGACGCCUACUCCGCCGCCUGCUCGUGCCUCGGCGUCACCCAGGGCCCUACCAGAACCGCCCGCGGUCCCCGCGUCACCGUCACCACCACUCUUCCCGCCACUUCGUGCGCCGCCAACGCCGUCGCCGCCGUCCCUACCUGCGCCCUCGAGUGCUUCCAGGCUCUGUACCCCAAGUAUGGCUGCACCGGCUUCGACGACCUGAAAUGCCAGUGCGCUGUCUUCGAGACCCUUGGCACGGAGGUCACCCCUUGCACCCUCGAGAAGUGCUCGCGCGCCGAUGUCGAGAAGAUCUUCCCCGCCGCCCAGAACGGUUGCGCUUGCUAUUCGGCCUCGCUCGGCCUCCCCAAGCCUUCCGCCACCACCGCAUAA